AUCUAAACUACAAGGACAUUGAUGCUCCAAAAUCAGAUGUAUGUGUAAUUAUUUGACUUCUGACUGUGAAAUUAUCUUGGUCACAGGGUCAAAUCGAAACAACCCUUUAUUGGCCAUUUGAACCCUUUUUAAGCUCUGAUCUGAUUUCUUGUUUCAUUCUGUGCCAGAACUUGAUCAGUGGCGCAGUUCAUUCUGGUGAAUGAUUUACAGCCUUCAAUCCCAGGGAGAGGGUGUAUUGCUAAUUCGGGCUGGCGCUGAAAUGCCAGCAGGUGCUGCUGGGUGGAGGUGGUACUGGUGGUGGUGCUGCUGCAGCCCCUGCGCUCGGCCCGCGGAGCCCCGGCCGCACUGAUGACGCUGGCACCGCGCCUCGGCCUGCUGGCGGCGGCGUGCACCUGCGCGUGGCUGCUGGUGACCGGCUGCGGACCGGGACCGGGAUACGGAAAGCGCUCCCGGGUGCGCAGACUCACUCCUCUAGCCUACAAACAGCACGUCCCUAACGUCUCCGAGAACAACCUGGGAGCCAGCGGGAGAGCCGAGGGGAAGAUCAGCCGCCACUCAGAGCGCUUCAACGAGCUGGUGUGCAACUACAACCCCGACAUCGACUUCAAAGACGAGGAGCGCACCAGAGCCGACCGCUUCAUGACCAAGCGGUGUAAAGAUUGCAUAAACAGGUUGGCCAUUGCAGUUAUAAAUCAAUGGCCGGGUGUUCGACUGCGAGUGACGGAGGCCUGGGAUGAGGACGAUAAUCAUCCGCCUGGUUCGUUGCAUUAUGAAGGCCGUGCUGUGGACAUUACCACAUCGGACAGGGACAUAAAAAAGUACGGCCUUCUGGCUCAGUUGGCGGUGGAAGCCGGAUUCGACUGGGUACACUACGAGUCCAAGUAUCACGUCCACUGCUCUGUCAAAGCUGAUCACUCAGUUGCAGUGGAGAAAGGAGGUUGUUUCUCAGCAUCAGGACUGGUGACUGUGGCUGCAGGACUGCAAAAGCCAGUGUCACAUUUACAGCCUGGAGACUCAGUGCUUGCUCUGUCUGAGUCAGGUAACAUGAUCUUCAGUCGUGUCCUUCUUUUCAUACAUUUGGACAGUAAAAGGAGGUUCGACUUCUUGAUUUUAAGCACAGAAGAUGGGCAACAGCUCGCCCUUACUGCCAAUCACCUCAUCUUCAUGGCUGCAAGCUACAAACUAAACCACCACGAGUAUUCCGCUUGCUUUGCCAGUCGAGUCAGGCGGGGAGCUUAUGUACUAAUAUCUGGAAAGGAUGGUCGCACGCAUCCAUCAAAAAUAGUCUCCGUCAUGCAGGAGGAAAGAAUUGGAGUUUACGCCCCAUUAACAGAACAUGGAAACCUAUUUGUGGAUGGCGUGCUGGCAUCCAGCUAUGCAUCUAUUGAGGAUCACAGACUGGCACACUGGGCAUUUGGGCCUGUUCGCAUUAUGUUUAAACUAUUCGUGGCGGAUAAUCCUCGAACAACCACCAAACAAGGUGCUGUUGAGGUUCAGACAACGUGUUCCUCUUGCCAAAUUCCUUCCAGAGGACAGAUAAUGAAUAACAGUUCAAGUGUGGUGCACGCUAUGAUGAGUAAAUGUAACCACAGUACAUGUUUAAAGAAAUGUAGUUGUACUGAAUAUUCUGAGCAUGUUCAUGACACACAAGCAGGCGUUCACUGGUAUGCAAAGAUGCUACAAAUAAUUGCCCAGAUUUUUCUGAAUCAUCAGACAUUUUAUGUUUGAAGGCCUGAGGAUGGGCCAUAAAAAAUGGUCAUACAAAUUCAUCCAAAUCAAAGAAACUAACAAAUCAAUGCAAAUCCAUUUGGAAUACAAAUGAUAAUUCUUGGAAAUGAUGAUAUAAUGUAGUAUCAUUCAUUUCUUACACUGUCUAAACGUAGAUGAAGUACACUGUAAUAUUGUGAUAGUUACUGUUGACUGUGGCACAUAUUUUGAGAUUCAGAGUGAAGAUUUUUAUACUGAAGAGGAAAUAUUUCAGAAUGUAAAAACAUUUUAUUUUUAUACAUUUGGAUUUAUAAUAUAUGGACCUUUUAUGAUAGCUCUUAAAAUUAAUUUGGUUGUGUUUUUUUUUUGUCUUUACUACACCUGUGCUUUAGACUGACGUGACUAAUUUCACAGAAGUUUUAAUUUAAUAGUUGAUAGAUCUUACAUGGAUUUAUUCAACUUGUUACAUAUCCUAAAUGUUAAAACACAUCAGUUGACAUGUCACCAAUGAAGAUCCUGGAUUAGGAACUGUCUAAAUAUAUGUUUUUUUCUGCAAAAUAAUUAUAAUAAUAAAUGGGUUUGAAUCCUUAACUCAAUUUUA
Messenger RNA from Trichomycterus rosablanca, 2308 nucleotides. It is a transcript of the gene dhh, whose product is annotated as desert hedgehog signaling molecule. Bases 349 to 1728 code for a protein of 459 amino acids. Lineage: Eukaryota; Metazoa; Chordata; Actinopteri; Siluriformes; Trichomycteridae. Gene Ontology annotation, biological process: protein autoprocessing; smoothened signaling pathway; regulation of gene expression. Gene Ontology annotation, molecular function: calcium ion binding; patched binding. The record is from RefSeq and is a predicted model, not a curated record. The transcript has 3 exons.